Messenger RNA from Ostrinia furnacalis (Asian corn borer), 1167 nucleotides. RefSeq names its product D-arabinitol dehydrogenase 1. The transcript is spliced from 10 exons. NCBI's taxonomy places the organism in Eukaryota, Metazoa, Arthropoda, Insecta, Lepidoptera, Crambidae. The coding region runs from base 79 to 1107 and encodes 342 amino acids. The record is from RefSeq and is a predicted model, not a curated record.
CUAUCUGUUAUCACAUACGAUUAUUACUGUCAGUCGAUCCUCGGUGCUCGCGAUAACCAGACAUACAACUGAUCCAACAUGGAGGCCGUAGUCUUCGAUGGGAAGUCCCUCACCCUCAAAUAUGACAAGGCCUACCCCAUGCCCAAGAUAGAAAACGACACCGACGUCGUCGUGAAAGUGGAAUACUCAGGAAUCUGUGGCACUGACCUGCACAUCAUUCAGGGAGAGUUCCCGGCAUCAAAAGAGCGCCCUCUGCCGCUUGGACACGAAUUCAGCGGUGUAGUGCACGAUGCAGGCAAGAAGUCCAUCUUCAAGAAGGGACAGAAGGUCGUGGUGGACCCUAACAGCGCCUGCAGCCUCUGCGACUUCUGUCGUAAGGGCAAGUACCAGUACUGCCUGACAGCUGGCAUCAACAGCACCGUCGGCAUUUGGAGGGACGGCGGCUGGGCGCAGUACUGCAAGGUACCACAGACACAGGUGUACGCGCUGCCUGACGGGAUUACCACUGAACAAGCUGGUCUCUGCGAGCCCUACUCCUGCGUGUCACAUGGUUUCGACCGCGCCUCCCCCCUGUUAGUUGGUGAGAAGAUCCUCAUCGUUGGAGCUGGAAUCAUUGGCAAUCUCUGGGUGACCACACUCCACCACCAUGGGCACCGUGAAGUAACGGUGUCAGAAAUGAACAAAUCUAGGCUAGAGAUUGUGAAAAAAUUGGAGACCGGCUACAGACUGAUCACCCCUGACGUUUUGGCGAAAGAAAAUGAGCUUUAUGAUGUCAUCAUUGACUGCACAGGUGUCGGCAAGGUAAUGGAGAUCAGCUUCAACUACAUGAAACCAGGUGGCAAAUACGUUCUCUUUGGAUGCUGUCCCCCCACCCACCAAGCAUCGGUGAAUCCGUUCCAGAUUUACGACAAGGAGCUGACCCUCAUUGGGGUGAAAAUCAACCCCUUCAGUUUCCCUAGCGCCAUCGGAUGGCUCAAGGCGAUGGGUAGCAGAUACGUAGACUACGAAAAGCUCGGAGUGAAGACUUACGCGCUUUCGGAGUAUCAAAAAGCUUUAGAAGACCUCAAGAAAGGCGCCAUCUCAAAAGCUUUGUUCAAGAUUGUUUAAAUGAAUUAAUUAAAAUAAUAAAUCAAAAGCUCCUAGCAAAUAAAAUAAUUUCUUCCUUAA